AUGAGACACAUAGCAGAUUUCCUAGGCGCUCCACAGUCCUCUGUUCGACGCAGACCAAACCAGGUUAUAAUCCAGGAAGAAGAACCAACUAUAAAUCAGGUUCAACCACCAAGACAAGCGCCUGACGAAAGGAUCAUGAGGGCAAGAUUAGAACAACAGCCAGUUCGACGGGAAGUCCCUGAAGAACAACCUAGGAGAGUAAUAAUGGUUAAUAGAGACCAGGAUGCAGACGAAGUAAUUCAUAGGGUUAGGCGAGAAAACAUGAUGGAAAAUGACUUAACUAUUAUGAUAGAGAAAAUCAUGGCCCAUAAUGGUCUGAAUACAAGACUUCGACGGCCAAAUUAUUCCUCUCCUUUAUCAGAAUAUGUCCUACAAACUGAAUUACCAAGGGGUUGUAAAAUCCCUAAGUUCACCAAAUUCUCAGGGGACACUAGUGAAUCCACUAUAGAACACAUAGCCAGAUACAUGACUGAGGCAGGGGAUUUGGCGAACAGUGAGAACCUAAGAAUGAAAUAUUUUCCCAGUUCUUUAACGAAGAAUUCCUUCACGUGGUUUACAACUUUGCCACCAGAUUCCAUAGAUACUUGGCCUCCUUUGGAAAGAUUGUUUCAUGAAUAA
Molecule: messenger RNA, 618 nt
Organism: Lathyrus oleraceus (garden pea)
Lineage: Eukaryota; Viridiplantae; Streptophyta; Magnoliopsida; Fabales; Fabaceae
Exons: 1
Coding region: 1-618 (205 amino acids)
Source: RefSeq, a predicted model, not a curated record